This is a messenger RNA of Toxotes jaculatrix (banded archerfish), 1892 nucleotides long. It is a transcript of the gene tube1, whose product is annotated as tubulin, epsilon 1. Gene Ontology annotation, molecular function: structural constituent of cytoskeleton; GTP binding. The record is from RefSeq and is a predicted model, not a curated record. Gene Ontology annotation, biological process: mitotic cell cycle; microtubule cytoskeleton organization. The transcript is spliced from 12 exons. The coding region runs from base 133 to 1557 and encodes 474 amino acids. Gene Ontology annotation, cellular component: cytoplasm; microtubule. NCBI's taxonomy places the organism in Eukaryota, Metazoa, Chordata, Actinopteri, Toxotidae.
UGAGGCGCGAGUGUAAACAAGCGUUUAAAAGGUUUUUCAAAAACUCUUUUUAAUCCAUGGGUUGAGGACAAGUGCUAACAGUAACUAUGGCUUAAGUCGGUGCGACAAAAGGGUCUGAGUGUUGCUUCUGUCAUGACACAGUCAGUUGUUGUCCAGGUUGGACAGUGUGGUAACCAGAUCGGCUGCAGGUUCUGGGAUCUUGCUUUGCGAGAACAUGCCCACGUAAAUAAGAAAGGACUGUAUGAUGAGGCCCUCAGUAGCUUUUUCCGGAAUGUGGACUCAAGGAAAAGUGAUGGGGGAGCCUGUGGUGUCGGUGGGAGAAUCCAGCAUCUGAAGGCCAGAGCGGUGCUGGUGGACAUGGAGGAGGGUGUCGUCAACGAGAUCCUGCAGGGCCCGCUGAGGGAAGUGUUCGACAGCACUCAGCUCCUCACAGACGUGUCAGGCUCAGGCAACAACUGGGCUGUGGGACACAUGAUGUACGGCUCAGCCUACAGGGAGCAGAUAGUGGAUAAGCUGCGGAAGGCAGCAGAACACUGUGACUGCCUGCAGUGCUUUUUCCUCAUUCACUCUAUGGGAGGAGGUACCGGGUCCGGUUUGGGGACCAGAGUGCUGAGCCUGCUGGAGGAGGAGUUCCCUGAGGUGUGUCGAAUUGUCACCUCAGUCUAUCCGUCUGCGGAGGAUGAUGUCAUCACCUCUCCUUACAACAGCGUCCUGGCCAUGAGGGAGCUCACAGAGCACGCCGACUGUGUGCUGCCUGUGGAAAACCAGUCACUGGUGGACAUCGUGAGCAAGAUUAAACACAUGUCUCAUGGUGGAAAGCAAGGGCCGAUGAUCAAGAGAGACAGCACCAUCAUCUCUGGACAGGGCGGGCUCAGUGGGCCAGAGAAGCCCUUUGAUGCCAUGAAUAACAUUGUGGCUAACCUGUUGCUCAGUAUUACCAGCUCAGCGCGUUUCGAGGGUUCCCUCAACAUGGAUCUGAACGAGAUUGCCAUGAACCUGGUGCCCUUCCCUCGUUUACACUACCUGGUGCCCAGCCUCACCCCUCUCUACACCCUGGCAGACGUCAGUGUCCCCACCAGAAGACUGGAUCAGAUGUUCAGCGAUGCCUUCAGUAAAGACCACCAGCUGAUCCGAGCCGACCCGAAGCACAGCCUCUACCUGGCCUGCGCCCUCAUGGUCAGGGGCAACGUGCAUGUGUCUGACCUCCGCAGGAACAUUGAGAGACUGAGGCCAUCGCUGCCCUUUGUGUCCUGGAACCAGGAGGGCUGGAAGACGGGCCUGUGUUCGGUGCCUCCCGUGGGUCACUCCCACUCCCUGUUAGCCCUGGCCAACAACACCUGCGUGAAGGCCAGAUUCGUGGAGCUGAGAGAGCGUUUCACCAAGCUCUACAGGAAGAAGGCUCACUUACAUCACUACCUGCACGUGGAGGGGAUGGAGCGGAGCUGCUUCUCAGAGGCCAUCGCCUCACUCAGCUCACUGAUUGAGGAGUACCAUCAUCUGGACGCCAGCAAGGGGAGACUCAUGCCCGACGCACCCAGGCUCAGCAUCGCCAGAUGAAGGUUCACUUUGUUGUAAAUCUGUUGAACUGUCUGUUUUUGUUUUGUUUUGUUUUUUUGUUUUUGUCUGCCUAUUUUUCAAAAAUGACUUCACACAACCACAUCGUUUGUACAUACCUUUAUAAGUUAUACAUCAAAAUUGUCUAAUUUGUGACCUGAUUUAAAAUGUUCCCUGUCUGGGAAAAAAUAAACAGCAACAACAAAUAGAAAGAAAGGAGUUAAACUCGAUGCUUAGCAGGCUCUGAUUUGCCGUUUUAGAUUCCCUGACCAAAGUAUUAUGAGGUACUCUGAAUGCGUCACAUCUGCUGUUACAGCGCCCAUGUUGUUAUUGCACAU